Molecule: messenger RNA, 1424 nt
Organism: Nilaparvata lugens (brown planthopper)
Lineage: Eukaryota; Metazoa; Arthropoda; Insecta; Hemiptera; Delphacidae
Exons: 3
Coding region: 11-502 (163 amino acids)
Source: RefSeq, a predicted model, not a curated record
UGGAGUUGACAUGGAUAAUUUCAACAGUGACAUAAUAUUUGGCAUUUUCCCCGAGUGGUCGUAUUCAGUGGAUAGCCAACAUUUUACUCUCAUUGAGAAAUCCACAUUUCAAGAGAAAUUCAUUAUAACUAAGUAUCAGUUAAUGGGAUGUGAAAUAGAGCAGUCUCAGAAAGAUACCUUCUUCAGAGUUGUGAUAGAAUACCUUUUCACCGAAAAUGUUAACGAAGUUCAUGUGACUGAUACCAUAGAUAAAAUCUAUAAGUUCAAACUGCCAGGAUCUUCCACAGGAACAAGCUUUGGAGUUGUGGAAACCUUCGACUUCAAUCUACAAACUCCAACCGACGCCUUCAGAUUUGCUGGCACUGCGACUAUUGACACAUCAUUCACUUUAUGGUCUGAUACAGAGUUGAACAUGACGAAAGUACCUGUUGAGAAAGGACAGUCAAAGCAAGGUAAAACACCAAGUUUCUGUUGCUUUGGUCGAAGUGAAACUGCUCCAUAAUCAACGCUCGAUAGGAAUGGCUCAUACAAAGUGUCCAAUGAUGUGGUGUGAAUUUUGUAGAUUUGGAGACUUUUAAGUGAGAUUCAGGUGAAAAAGUCAGUGAAAAUGAUAGGAGGCUCCAGUUGUCAUAUGUUUCUUUUUGACUUCCUUCCAUAAUAUAAGCUGUGUUCGAGUUAUCGUGUAAUAUUAUGGCACAGUUGCACAAAAGCCGGUUGAAUUUUAAUCGUGAUUAAUUCCACGAGCACCAAUAAGAGAAGGCUGUUUCGAGGAGAAGGCAAGUCUGAUUGGUUCUUGUGAAAUUAAUCACGAUUAGAAUAUUCAACCGGCUUCUGUGCAACCAGCAUUGGGUCUUCUUAAAUAUUAAUAAUAAUAAUAAUAAUAAUAAUAAUAUAAUAAUAAUAAUAAUAAUAAUAAUACAGAAUAAUAGUAGGUUUUCAACGUGUAGAAUCACAGCUCAAGGCCUUUGUAAGUUGCACAAGUCAAAAAUGAAAAGAUGAAAAAGUUCAGGUACAUUGAUAUAAAUGUCUUCGAGUUGCUCAUGUAAUAGGGUGGGAGGCCAGGGACUUUGUUAGCACCCUAUUUUGUAACAAAUAAAAAGUAUAUAAUAAUUGCUUUUAAAAUCUCUACUCAACUAUUAACCUGUUUAAACUAUUUGAAUCCACGGUUGGGAGCUUUGGAUGGAUUCGUUCAUGCAAAUGCCAAGAUCCUCACUAUUGUUUAACAACACUUGUUUCAGAAACAAGUAACUUAUCACGAGCCAGGAACGUGAGAUGAAAGAUUUUGUAGAAAUGCUACUGAUUUAUUAGUUGAAUUAUACAAUUAUCGGUCAUCUUUGAAAUUCUGUUACAUCGAAUUAUAAUAUUCACUGUAAUCAAUCCGGUUAUUUAUUCAAUUACUUGUUUCAAUAUUACAACAUUAAAAA